UGUUUUGUUUACGUGUGACGUCACGAAGAGAUUGCUAGGCACGCCGCUCCAGCGUCCACGACUUUUAUCUUUUUCUGUGUCCCUGGUGCCUAAAGGAAGCCAGCAAGAUGACGGCACCUCCAGCAGCUCUCCUCAACAAGAAUAAAAAGAAUUUUAUCGGCAUGCCCGCGCCGCUGGGCUACGUGGCGGGUGUGGGCCGAGGUGCCACAGGCUUCACCACUCGGUCUGACAUUGGUCCAGCGCGUGAUGCCAACGAUGUCUCUGAUGACAGACAUGCACCGCCAAACAAACGCAAGAAAAAGGAAGAUGAUGACGAUGAAGAUCUCAAUGAUGCUAACUAUGACGAGUUCAAUGGGUACGGUGGGUCGCUAUGCAGCAAGGAUCCCUAUGACAAGGAUGACGAGGAAGCCGACGCCAUAUACGAUGAAAUAGACAAGCGGAUGGACGAGAAGCGGCGGGAGUACCGAGAGAUGCGCCUCAAGGCAGAGCUGGAGAAUUACCGUCAGGAACGCCCAAAAAUCCAGCAGAUGUUUACUGACCUGAAGCGCGAGUUGGCCGGUGUCUCAGAGAAUGAGUGGAGCUCCAUCCCAGAAGUUGGAGACGCCAGGAACCGCAAGCAAAGGAACCCCAGGCCAGAACGCUUCACUCCGUUGCCUGACAGUGUUCUCAGCCACAACUUGGGAGGUGAAAAUGUAACCACCAUUGACCCUGGCUCUGGUCUGGCCUCCAUGAUGCCCGGAACUUCCACCCCAGGCAUGCUGACCCCCAGCGGCGACCUUGACCUGCGGAAAAUAGGUCAGGCUCGUAACACCCUGAUGGGAAUGAGGCUGAACCAGGUCUCAGAUGCAGUGGGAGGACAGACAGUGGUGGAUCCCAAAGGCUACCUGACAGAUCUCCAGAGUAUGAUCCCCCAGUAUGGUGGGGAUAUCAAUGAUGUCAAGAAGGCUCGGCUGCUCCUCAAGUCUGUGCGGGAGACAAAUCCUAACCACCCACCUGCCUGGAUUGCCUCGGCUCGUCUGGAGGAGGUAACUGGUAAGAUCCAGUCUGCACGUAACUUGGUCAUGAAGGGUUGUGAGAUGUGUCCCAAGUCUGAGGAUGUGUGGCUAGAGGCAGCCAGACUGCAGCCUCCUGACAUGGCAAGGGCAGUGAUAGCUCAGGCUGUCCAGACACUUCCAUAUUCCCCAAGGCUUUGGAUCAAGGCUGCUGACCUCGAACUUGAGCUCAAAGCCAAGAAGCGUGUUUACCGCAAAGCUCUGGAGCAGAUCCCUAACUCUGAGCUGCUGUGGAAACUUGCUGUAGAAUUAGAAGAGGAAGAGGAUGCCAAGAUCCUCCUGAGUAGAGCAGUGGAGUGCUGUCCUACCUCUGUGGAUCUCUGGCUGGCCCUGGCCCGCCUGGAAGUGUAUGAGAAUGCCAGGAAGGUUCUCAACAAGGCCCGAGAGAACAACCCCAAAGACCGACAAAUCUGGAUCACUGCUGCCAAGCUGGAAGAAGCCAAUGGCAAUGACACACUGGUGGGAAAGAUUGUGGAGAGGGCAAUCUCCACCCUGCAGGCCAACAUGGUGGACAUCAACAGGGACUUCUGGAUCAAGGAUGCCAUGGAGGCAGAGCAUGCCGGGGCUGUGCUUACCUGCCAGUGCAUCAUCCGAAAUAUUAUUGGUCAUGGGGUUGAAGACGAGGACCGCAAGCACACUUGGAUGGAAGAUGCUGACAGCUGUGCCACCCAGGGGGCCUAUGAGUGUGCCAGGGCCAUUUAUGGCCAUGCUCUCUCAAUCUUCCCCAAGAAGAAGUCUGUGUGGCUGGCUGCUGCCCAUUUUGAGCGGAGUCAUGGCACCAGAGAGUCUCUAGAGACUCUGUUGCAGCAAGCUGUCACCCAUUGUCCUCAGGAAGAGACACUUUGGCUCAUGGGAGCCAAGUCUAAGUGGUUGGCUGGGGACGUCCCAGCUGCUCGGUCCAUCUUGGCUCUUGCCUUCAAAGCAAAUCCCAACUCCGAGGAGAUCUGGCUGGCUGCCGUCAAACUAGAGUCAGAGAACAAUGAAUAUGAGCGAGCCAGGCGGCUGCUGGCUAAGGCCCGGUCUCAGGCUGCCACACCCAAGGUGAUGAUGAAGUCAGCUCACCUGGAGUGGGCUCUUGGCAAUCUGGAGGUGGCCAAGAACCUGCUGGAUGAGGGCAUCAAGGAGGUGGGUGACUUUGCCAAGCUGUGGAUGAUGAAGGGCCAGAUCCUGGAGCAGCAGGGCAAAAUAGAAGAUGCUUGGGAAGUGUACAGGGAUGCCGUCAAGCGGUGCUCAUCAUCCAUCCCACUGUGGCGGCUGCUUGCCAACCUUGAGGAGCGGCAGGGCAAGCUGGUCACAGCUCGGGCCACGUUGGAGAAGUCCCGUGUCAGGAACCCCAUGAAUGAGGAGCUGUGGCUGCUGGCUGUCCGCCUGGAGCUGCGAGCCGGCCAGCGGGAGGUGAGUCGUGCCCUGAUGGCCCGGGCCUUGCAGGAGUGCCCUUCCUCAGGUAUCCUUUGGGCACAAGCUGUCUUCCUAGAGGACCCAGCCCAGAGGAAGAGCCGCAGUGUGGAUGCCCUGAAGCGAUGCCAAGAUGACGCCCACGUGGUGCUGGCAGUGGCCAAGAUGUUCUGGAUGGAGGGUAAGAAAAUUAAAGCCAGAGAGUGGUUCAACAAAACAGUGAAGAUUGACCCAGACCUUGGGGAUGCCUGGGCCUGGUACUACAAGAUGGAGACACUCUUUGGAACUGAGGACCAGAUGCAGGAGGUUAAGAAGCGGUGUGUGGCUGCUGACCCCCACCACGGCGAACACUGGUGCCAAGUUUCCAAGGACAUUGUCAACUGGAGAAAGAAGACCCCAGAAAUCUUACAGCAGGUGGCUGAGAAACUCCCCAUCCCAGUUAUGAACAGGGAAGUGUACUAGUGGGCCACCAAGAAAUGAAAAUGAGGGAACAGAAAUGUCAAGAGAUUGUAUCAGGAGAAUGAAACUGGAAAUUGAGUUAUGGCACCCAAACAACAAAGUUCAAAUGUGAUAUUUUUGAGAUACAAUCUUGAGUGCAGUACAA
This is a messenger RNA of Scylla paramamosain (green mud crab), 3051 nucleotides long. It is a transcript of the gene Prp6, whose product is annotated as pre-mRNA-processing factor 6-like. NCBI's taxonomy places the organism in Eukaryota, Metazoa, Arthropoda, Malacostraca, Decapoda, Portunidae. Gene Ontology annotation, molecular function: protein binding. Gene Ontology annotation, biological process: spliceosomal tri-snRNP complex assembly; mRNA splicing, via spliceosome. Gene Ontology annotation, cellular component: catalytic step 2 spliceosome; U4/U6 x U5 tri-snRNP complex. The record is from RefSeq and is a predicted model, not a curated record.